CAUUGGUAGUUCUUGACUAAUUUUGAGUAAAUGGAGGGAGGUUUGAAAACGAAACUGUUGAUAAGUGAAGGUGAAAAGCCCAGCCAAAAUGAGUUACUGCAAGACCGGAACUCAGUUACUGCUCUCAGAUGUGAUUUCUUCUCCAACUUACCUGACAAAGUUCGGUCUGGCUUUGAUCCUGAGGCCCCUUUUCAUCUAAACCUCUCUAAAACUACUGGCUUGAUAGAAGGGGAGAAGGAAUACUAUGAGAAACAAUUUGCCACCUUAAGGUCUUUUGAGGAAGUUGACUCUCUAGAGUCACCCGAUGUGAUUGAUGCUGAGCAAGAUCGAAAAGAACUAGCCCAGCAUGAGAGAGCAAUGAAAAUUUCUAAUUGGGCAAAUACCCUUCUGCUUGCUUUAAAGAUACAUGCUACACUGAAGAGUGGAUCCUUAGCUAUUGCAGCUUCAACUCUAGAUUCUUUGCUAGAUCUUAUGGCUGGUGGAAUACUUUGGUUCACACACUUGUUUAUGAAAAACAUAAAUAUCUACAAGUAUCCUAUUGGAAAGUUGAGAGUGCAACCAGUAGGCAUUGUCAUAUUCGCAGCUGUCAUGGCUACUCUGGGCUUUCAAGUUCUUGUCCAGGCCUUAAAACAACUUAUCGAAGACACACCAUCCGAAAAGAUGACUUCAGAAAAGUUGAUCUGGUUGUAUGCAAUCAUGCUGAUAGCUACUGGCGUCAAACUUGUUCUUUGGUGGUACUGUAGAAGUUCGGGAAACACAAUCGUCCAUGCCUAUGCCAAGGAUCAUUACUUUGAUGUGGUCACAAAUGUGGUUGGCUUGGUUGCUGCUGUUCUUGGAGAUGAAUUCUAUUGGUGGAUAGAUCCAGUUGGUGCUAUCAUCCUUGCAUUCUAUACAAUUUCUAAUUGGUCCGGAACUGUCCUAGAAAAUGCAGUAUCUUUGGUUGGACAAUCAGCUCCUCCUGAAGUCUUGCAGAAACUCACAUAUCUCAUCCUAAGGCACCACAGUUUAAUCAGACGUGUCGACACAGUCAGGGCCUACACCUUUGGGGUUCUCUAUUUUGUUGAGGUUGACAUUGAACUGCCCGAAGAUUUGCCAUUGAAAGAAGCACAUGCAAUUGGAGAAUCAUUGCAAAUAAAGAUCGAAGAGCUCCCUGAAGUCGAGCGGGCAUUUGUUCAUCUUGAUUAUGAAUGUGAUCACAAGCCAGAGCACUCGGUUCUAAGUAGGCUCCCCAACAGCCAUCCUUGAUAGUUGAUUCAGAGUUUGCCAUGAAAUAAUACUAAUUGUUUUUCUGUCAACUUUAUUUGUACCAUGAGGAAGUAUCAGGAAUUGAGAACCUUACGUGAUAUGAAUUAGUUUUCAGUUAUGAAAUAGUGCAAGUUGCACCAAGAAGGCUCUGUAGUUUAAAACAAAAUCAUGUGUGAACAAGCCAGUAACCGUUGGAUUUGCUUAGCUCUAGACAAGCCAGGAUGCAAAUGGAGGAAGUUUUGUGGCUUUUUAUGAAGUUACGAUAAAACUCCAAAUGUGACUAGUUCAGUGGGCUUGAUCUCAUCCCGAUGGGUGAACAUGGUACUAUGGUAAAGGAUU
Molecule: messenger RNA, 1584 nt
Organism: Rosa rugosa (rugosa rose)
Lineage: Eukaryota; Viridiplantae; Streptophyta; Magnoliopsida; Rosales; Rosaceae
Product: metal tolerance protein 4-like
Exons: 7
Coding region: 31-1245 (404 amino acids)
Biological process (GO): transmembrane transport; monoatomic cation transport
Cellular component (GO): membrane
Molecular function (GO): manganese ion transmembrane transporter activity
Source: RefSeq, a predicted model, not a curated record